This is a messenger RNA of Leptopilina boulardi, 2883 nucleotides long. RefSeq names its product N-alpha-acetyltransferase 35, NatC auxiliary subunit (gene Naa35). Bases 86 to 2287 code for a protein of 733 amino acids. Lineage: Eukaryota; Metazoa; Arthropoda; Insecta; Hymenoptera; Figitidae. The record is from RefSeq and is a predicted model, not a curated record. Gene Ontology annotation, biological process: N-terminal peptidyl-methionine acetylation. Gene Ontology annotation, cellular component: NatC complex. The transcript is spliced from 10 exons.
AAGCUGAAUUCCCAUGUCAACGUAAAGGUUGGUUUCCAUCGAAGUGAAGAGCGCGAGCGCUCGUAAUAGACUGACGAGAAUCAAAAUGGCGAUAACAGUGGAAAAACUAAAUUCAGCUGCCAUGAAUGAAGAGAAAGAGGCAGUAAUGGCCCGUGUCAAUUAUAAUUGGCUAGAUAUUACCCAGGAUUUUUUUGAAUCUAUUAAAGAUUUGGAAUUAGGUGAAUUAUUACAUGACGAAUUAUUUGGCCUCUUUGAGGCAAUGUCAGCGAUAGAGAUGAUGGAUCCAAAAAUGGAUGCAGGGAUGCUGUGUAAUAGAGGAAACAAUAAGCCAUACACGUUUAAUCAAGCUGUAGAUUCUGGAGCAAUACAAUUGGAUAAUUUAAAAGUUGCAGAUGUGAUAGCGAUAAUUGAUUCAACAUAUGCUUGCAUAGUUUCGUGGCUUGAGGGCCAUAGCUUAGCUCAAACAGUUUUUACAAACUUAUAUUUACAUCAACCUAGCCAAAUUCAAGACAAGCCUUUAAAAACAUUUUGUUACGCUGUUUUUAAAAUAAUUGAAAUCAUUAAAGAUUGCAUCACUCGAGCUUUAGUCUUUGAGGAAGAGGAUUUUCAAAGUUUUAUGUAUGAUUAUCGACUUCAACAAGAUAUUACGGAGCAAAAAACAGUUUCAAUGUUGAGAGAAGUCGAAGAAGAAUUACAUAGAAAAAGUCGUAUAAAACCAACGACCGAGGAAAAAGAGAAGGAGUAUAAUGAUGGACUAGCCCUUUACGCAAGGAUGCGAUUUACAAAGAUGUUUUAUCAAACAUUAAGUUUCUUGGGCAAAAAGGAUCAACUUCAUCAAAAUUUGACUGAUUGUCAAAGACUUCUUUCAAAUUGCACUGAUAUGAUUCAAGUUAUGAUACGAACUGUAGAUCGUGGAUCCAAAGCAGAUGAAAUAACCGAUCAUCCAAAUAUUAUGGGUUUUGAUCCCAUGGUAAACCAAAGAUUGCUUCCUCCAACUUUUCCAAGGUACACCAAAAUAAAGCCACGAGUUGAGGCCUUGGAAUAUUUGGAUGAAUUAUUAAAUCGUUUAAAAAUGGUUAUAAAAAUUACUGGUUAUACCAACUUCCAUGGUGCUUUAGAUUUCUUUUUAGAAUUUUCACGUCAUAGUCCUUGUAUUUUAUCAAGAUCGAUGUUACAAAUAGUUUAUUUGCCAUCAACUAGUCGUGUGUUCGGUAUACAAAGCUUUAAUGAUGUAUUAAGGGAUGCAGCGAGAAAUUUCAUUGCUCCACCUGCUCUAAUGCCUAAAAAUACAUUGCUACAGAAUCAUCAAGCAAAGGAGUGUGUCGAUACUUUCUUAAAUCAUUGUGCCAAUUUAUUUGGAAAUUUAUUACAAUUAAGUGGACACAAUAGAGCAAGACAGCGAGAUAAAUUAGCACAUUUACUCGACGAUUUUGCUACUCUUCAAGAUGAGGCUGAAAGAGUUGACGGUUAUAUGCAUACGUUAUCAUUGAAAAGUGAUACACCUCGACCACAUUUAGCAUAUUUUGGUACCUGGAUUUUAUAUCACACAUUACGAGUUAUGGUCAUGUACUUGUUGAGUGGCUUUGAACUUGAAUUGUACUCUGUUCAUGAAUAUCAUUACAUUUUUUGGUAUUUGUAUGAAUUUUUGUACGGCUGGCUAGUCUCGGCAAUUACGAGAGCAGAUUCAUUUUUAAUGGAACAAGAUAUUCACAAUGAGACACACAAAGGAAGAGGAGGUAAAAAGAGUGCAAAAAAUAAAAGAAAAAAAGUCGCUCCUAGACCUUAUAGUUUAGAAAUUUUAAUGUAUCAAGCAAUGCAAAAUAUUUGCGGUGGUUAUUAUAAGGCCUUGGUGGGCUUUCGACUAGAUGGAAAGAUUCCACUUCCUGAGAUGCAGUUCGAUUCCGAAAGAGUGAGAUACGAACAUAGAUUAUUACCUUUUUCGUCGCUUCUUACACCACCUCCAGUUCACUAUCAAGAAUUUUUGGACAUGACAAAUGCACAAAUAGAGAAAAGUAAAAAUUCUCUUUAUGAUCGGUUUACGAGUGAAAAUCAAUAUUUAGCGGGUUGUCGUCAUUUUCAUCAUGCGAGAAAUAUGUUGGAAAAAGCUUCAAGCCUCUAUCCUGCCAAUUCGAAUACCGUUAGCGAGAUAAAAGAUUUAUUGAAAGUAGCGAAAACAAAUUUUAUUGUUCUAAAACUUUUGGCGGAUGGACACAAAAAGGACUCGAAAGAUCCUCCAUUGUUUGAUUUCUCAUGUCAUCAGCACUUCCCGUUAAUAAAACUUACAUAAACUGACAAUUGUUAUAUGUAUUUUUGUUAUAUAAUAAUUGAAGUGAUAAAUUAUUUAUUUUUUAGUAAAAAUUUAAUUUUGAAGCCAAUAUUUGUUUUAAUUAAAUUUUAAGUAACUAGUAAUGUGUAUAGUUCCUUUAUUUGCCGAAUAACAACUUGAAAAAAUGUAAAUCUUCGUGAAUCAUUCAUGUGUGAUUUUCUACGUUUCAAAUCUGACAAUCUGAACAAAUUUCCCCAUAACUUUAAAAAAGGCUCAUAUAUAUAUAAUAUAAAUCCAUUAAAAUAGUAAAUAUAAUUCUUUUAGAUUGUAGGCGAGUCAAAUUAAUAAUAAAAUUAUGCGCAAAGCGACGUUUGAACAUCUUUUUGAUCUAGACGAAUAAAUUUUAAGUUGCAGUAUUUUUUUUAGGAAAAAAUAUAUUAUCGCUGAAAACGUAUGUUGUUUGUAAAAGAUUGUAGAACAUGUGAACUGUAUGAUAUAUAAUUGAAAGAACUGCAUUGUGCAUUUUGUAGAUAUAGAAUAAAAUGUAUUUUGCAGAAAUAUUAGAUAAAAAUUGUUUUUUUAAAUUAAAAAAAUAAAUGUUUAAUUUUAUUUUUUUA